AUGAUGGAGGAGAAGCCGGACAUCAGGAAAGAUUCGGAGCUGGUGGUGCACAAUGUCAAAGCUUACCUUCUGAAGUCCAGCACCAAAUCCAAACUGAAUCUGUAUGACCACUUGUCUCAAGUUCUGACUAAAAUUCUGGAUGAGCGGCCAGAAAAUGUGGUGGACAUAUUUGAGGACAUCAGCAACGAAGUGAAGUUGACCUGCUUCUCCAAAAAACUGGACACCCUGAGGGAAAAAAGGGAGAUUUCACCUCUCUGGGAGCUUGCUGAGAUCCAAAAGGCUUUGUUCUACAAAACUACGGAGCCAGAAGAAGAUGAUUGGGAGUCGCCGCUUCCCAAUGUGAUGGAGAUGGCCUUCUACUUUGAACAGGCAGGUGUAGGCCUGAGUCGGGACGAGACUUUUCACAUUUACCUGGCCAUGAAACAACUCACGGAUGGUCAGACGCUACAGAGGUGCCGCUUCUGGGGCAAGAUUCUGGGCACUGAGAUGAACUACCUUGUGGUGGAGGCUGAAUGUCGGGAAGGUGAAGAAGAAGAGGAAGACGUUAUGGAGACAGAGAGUAAGGAGAGUGAACUAAAGACAGUGGAUGAGGAACUGGAUGAGGAGGAAAAUGAGGAGUCUCAUGAAUUUCCUAAGUCCACGUAUGUUCCACCCCCCAUAAUACCCAGAGAAGAAAAUCACUUUGGGGCAAACAAGUAUAUCUAUUUUGUAUGUAAUGAGCCUGGACAGUCCUGGGUCAAGCUGCCCAUGGUGACCCCAGCCCAGAUUGUUGCAGCUCGGUACAUGCGUAAAUUUUUCACUGGUCGUCUAGAGAACCGCAUCGUCAGCUUUCCACCAUUCCCAGGGUAUGAAGCCAACUACCUGAGGGCUCAGAUUGCUCGUAUUUCAGCAGGAACCCAUGUUAGCCCUCUGGGUUUUUACCAGUUUGGCAUGGAGGAUGAUGAGGAGGAAGAGGAGGCGGUCAGAGACACCUAUGAGGAAAAUCCAGAUUUUGAUGGCUACCCCGUCCAGGACAUGGUGGAGUCACUGUCCAAAUGGGUUCACCAUCUACAGCAUAUCUUGCCACAGGGCCGCUGUGUGUGGGUCAAUUUGUCCCAAAAAAGAGAAAAGGAUGAAGAGGAAGAUGAAGAGGAUGAAGAGGAAGAAGAUGAAGGACCUGAUGAGCCGGAACCCGAAGUGGGCCCCCCCUUGCUCACACCUGUAUCUGAAGAUGCAGAGCUUGAAAAUACAGUACCAUGGACGGCAAUGAUCUCUUCCAGCCUUAUUCCUCAGCACAGCAUCGCUAUCCUUCGAUCAAACAUUUGGCCGGGAGCGUACACCUUUGCUACAGGAAGGAAAUUUGAGAACAUCUACAUAGGUUGGGGCCACAAAUAUGUAGCAGAGAACUACUGCCCUCCUCUUCCUCCCCAAGCACAAGUGGAGUACCCUUCUGUUCCUGAGAUCUUUGAGAUUUCAGAUCCCACUGUAGCUGAGGAGUUGGCAUUUAGGCAGGCCAUGGAAGAAGAACAUCAGGGCAAUGAAGAAAUGGAGGAGGAGGAAGAAGAGCAGGAUGAGGAGGACGAUGAUGAUGACUAG
Molecule: messenger RNA, 1575 nt
Organism: Polypterus senegalus (gray bichir)
Lineage: Eukaryota; Metazoa; Chordata; Cladistia; Polypteriformes; Polypteridae
Product: radial spoke head protein 4 homolog A-like
Exons: 6
Coding region: 1-1575 (524 amino acids)
Biological process (GO): axoneme assembly; cilium movement involved in cell motility; cilium assembly
Cellular component (GO): axoneme; radial spoke
Source: RefSeq, a predicted model, not a curated record